Molecule: messenger RNA, 1139 nt
Organism: Durio zibethinus
Lineage: Eukaryota; Viridiplantae; Streptophyta; Magnoliopsida; Malvales; Malvaceae
Product: myb-related protein 306-like
Biological process (GO): response to auxin
Source: RefSeq, a predicted model, not a curated record
AUGGGGAGACCACCUUGUUGUGACAAAGCAGGUAUGAAGAAAGGUUCAUGGACUCCUGAAGAAGAUAUCGCCUUGGUGUCUUAUAUUCAAGAACAUGGUCCUGGGAAUUGGAAGGCUGUUCCUACCAAUACAGGGUUGUUUAGAUGUAGCAAGAGCUGCAGGCUUAGAUGGACCAAUUACUUAAGGCCAGGGAUUAAACGGGGUAACUUUACAGAACAUGAAGAGAAAAUGAUAAUCCACCUUCAAGCUCUUUUAGGCAACAGAUGGGCUGCAAUAGCAUCUUACCUCCCUCAAAGAACAGACAAUGACAUUAAAAACUAUUGGAACACUCACUUGAAGAAGAAGCUGAAGAAGCUCCAAGACAGAGAAGGUUAUUCUAGAGAUGGGUUAUCAUCAGCAGCAGCAGCAUCGUCACACCAAAUUUCUAGAGGUCAAUGGGAGAGACGACUGCAGACUGAUAUCCAUAUGGCUAAACAGGCUUUAUCUGAUGCAUUGUCCCCAGAGAAACCAAGUGGUUUAGUUGAGCUGAAACCCUCUAAUGGGUACAUAUCUUAUGCAAAACCGGGGAGCUAUGCUUCAAGCACAGAGAACAUAGCUAAGUUGUUAAAAGGGUGGAUGAGAAAUCCAUCAAAGCCUGCUUCUACAAACUCUGCUGCCACUCAACAAUCAUUUGACAACAAGGGUGGCAAUGAUUCUGCUUCUAUUGAAGGGACUCCGAGGCAGGAAGACAAAAGCAGCAUGGAAAUGUCAGAGGCUUUUGAGUCACUGCUUAUGUUUGAAUCUUUGGAUUCCUCCAAUUCUGAUUUCUCACAAUCUAUGUCACCUGAUGCAAGCCUUUUCGAAGAUGAAAGUAAGCCAGAUCGUAAUGCCCAAGGCAAACUGUCAUUGCUUGAGAAAUGGCUUUUUGAUGAAGGUUCAAAUCAAGGGAAAGAUCACCAUCUUAGUCAUAUCAUGAUAGAUGAAAACGCUAAUUUUUUCUAAAUGGAGGGAGUUCUUGUUUUAGUGGCUUUUUGGGAUUCUUUUGAUCUUGGCUUAUUUUUUUGCUAUAGGUCUUGUUCAAGGAAGAAAUCAGUCACCCCUUUAGUGGUAGAAUAGAAGUAUAAAUUUCACAUUAUUGUGGCAGGUAUCUUGGGUUAAGA